UAUCUAGAAUCAUUAAUGUCAUACAUCCUGACUUUUCCAACUUUGUUUUCAGGUGGAUAUGUUGCUAACAGUCUAGCAAUUAUGACAGACGCACUUCACAUGUUAACUGACCUUAGUGGUAUUAUUUUGACCCUGCUUGCUCUCUGGCUGUCUGCAAAAUCUCCCACAAAGAGGUUCACUUUUGGAUUUCAUCGCUUAGAAGUAUUGUCAGCCAUCAUUAGUGUAUUGCUGGUCUAUAUCCUUAUGGCAUUCCUCUUGUAUGAAGCUGUUCAAAGAACUAUCCAUAUGGACUAUGAAAUAAAUGGCGACAUCAUGCUGAUUACAGCAGCCGUUGGUGUUGCAGUUAACUUAAUAAUGGGUUUUUUGCUGAAUCAAUCUGGCCACCUUCACUCCCACUCCCAUUCUCACCCUCACUCUCACGUACCUCAGUCGAACUCUCCUAACGCAGCCCACAGCAGCAGCCAUGGACACAGCAGCCUUGCUGUGAGAGCAGCAUUUGUACAUGCCCUUGGGGACCUGGUACAAAGUAUUGGUGUGCUUGUAGCCGCAUACAUCAUACGCUUUAAGCCAGAAUACAAGAUUGCUGAUCCUAUAUGUACAUAUGUAUUUUCCAUACUGGUGGUUUUGACAACAGUUCGAAUUCUGUGCGACACAGGAGUUAUUAUUCUGGAAGGAGUUCCAAGGCAUUUAAACGUGGAUCGCAUUAAGGAGGACUUGAUGAAAAUUGAAGAUGUUUAUUCUAUAGAAGAUUUAAAUGUUUGGUCUCUCACUGCAGGAAAAACAACUGCCAUCGUCCACUUGCAACUAGUUCCUGGUAGUUCAUCUAAAUGGGAAGAAGUUCAGUCCAAGGCCCGACAACUGCUGCUGAACACAUUUGGAAUGUACAAGUGCUCUGUCCAGCUUCAGAGUUACAAACAGGAAAUGAGCAAAACCUGCGCAAGUUGUCAAAGUUCCAGUGCCUAAUUUCGUAUGUUUUGGGAACUGCUGCCUUACUCUUUAUCUUGUAGUCAAAGACUGAGAGCAAUAAACGCAAAAGGAAAAUGAUCAAAUAGAAACCAUUAAUAUGUGGAUUUAUACCAUGUAACAUGCAGCAGGGAGAACUGGUGCUGCAAAAAGUGCAGUGGUUGCCCUACAGAACAUGUAUUCCACUCCCUCCCUUGUACUGAUUUAUUCAAUUUAUUAUGAUUUUGAGACAAAGCUGUUUUCAGAUUAUUGUUUACAAACUGCAGUGUGGCUCUGCAGAUACCUCACAAAUUACAGUCCAAUAUUGUCCUUUAAUAACUAUGUAUCACAAAAUACCUGCACUCCAAAUGGAGCAUCAAGUAUUCAGUAUUUCAAUUACUCAAAAGUCUCUAAUGCCGAUCAUGCCAGAGUUCCAUAAUAUGUCAUGAUCCCUGAAUUCAUUAUACAGUAUUUUUGCAAUAGUAAUUUUCUACAGUAUCUUAAACUAAUGUACACAGUGCUAGUUGAUUCUUUUGGAAACUGUCUCUUUGGAGACACUGCAGAUUACAGAAUUCACUGUACCCAGACCAGAAAGUUAGCUUUAAUCUGGGCAUUCAGCAAUCCAGACAGGAAAAUCCUUGCCCAGACUUCUGGUAUUUAACUAGAGACCCAACACUGGACCCAAAGUGUUUUAAGUGAUUAGUUAUCUUUAAUGUAUUUUAGAAUAGGGUUUAUACAUUGGAAACAGGUUAUUUAUUUUACAAAGUUUUGACUUGUAAAAUGAAUUUAUUAUUAAUAACCUUGAAUGUCUAAACCAACAUUUGAUUCACAUUAAAAGGCCAGUUGAUUAGCA
Egretta garzetta (little egret) is the source of this 1795-nucleotide messenger RNA. It is a transcript of the gene SLC30A4, whose product is annotated as solute carrier family 30 member 4. Gene Ontology annotation, cellular component: plasma membrane. Gene Ontology annotation, biological process: zinc ion transmembrane transport; response to zinc ion. Lineage: Eukaryota; Metazoa; Chordata; Aves; Pelecaniformes; Ardeidae. Gene Ontology annotation, molecular function: zinc ion transmembrane transporter activity. The transcript is spliced from 6 exons. The record is from RefSeq and is a predicted model, not a curated record. Bases 16 to 963 code for a protein of 315 amino acids.